Molecule: messenger RNA, 1603 nt
Organism: Megachile rotundata (alfalfa leafcutting bee)
Lineage: Eukaryota; Metazoa; Arthropoda; Insecta; Hymenoptera; Megachilidae
Source: RefSeq, a predicted model, not a curated record
UUUAAAAUAAAAUGCAAGAUUUAUGUCCGUUGUGUUUAAAAAAUGGAUCGAAGAAAAAAAUUAAAUUAUUACAGAUUAAUUUACAAGAAGCUGUAUGGUUAUGCGAAGAAGAAAAGUGUACAUGGCCCUUUGGCUGCGAAAAUUUUGUAUUUUCUCCCAGGUUAGUGGGAAAGAUGUGGUCUUGUUAUUGGGACGAUAAUGUGCCAGUAAGAUUAAAAGAAAAUAUAUCAGUAAAACCACCUAUACGUAAUGCAUCUACAGCACUUAUUAAGGACAUAUCAACAGAAUGCAUUAGUUUUAUUUUAGAUACAAAUCCCUCAGAAAAUAUUAAUAUUAUGACCCAUGAUGUAAAUACAAUAGAUGCAAAAUAUAAUAAUAAGGAUUUAAAUAUUUCUAUUCAGGAAGAGCCAAACAUAAUAUCACAGAUUAAUACAAAAAGGACACAUAAUGUGCAUAAUAAAACUUGCAGUAAAAGUACAGAUAAUCUAAAAUCAAUUGAUAGUAACGUGCAGUUGGAUAAUGAUAAAAUGAAAAUUGAGAACAUCAAAAAUAAAUGUGAGAAUGUAUUAAAUAAACAUAUUAAAGAACAAAAUGUUAGGUAUGCACAAAAUACUAAUACUAUAAAUAAUGUAAGAAAAAUAAAAAAAAUUGAAAAGUCAACUAUUGAUACCUUUAGUGGCAAAACAAAUAACAAAAUUUCUGUGCAUCAAGAUAAACAUAAAAACAUUUCAAAUAUCAAUACAAAUAUAAACAUAGAACAUAAUUUAUCAUCACCGCUGACUGAUACAGUCCAGUCUAUCACUCAUUCAUCGCAACACAAAGAAUUAUCAAAGUUAGAAUCACCUAAAAAUGAGUUACUUAAUGAAGCAACAAAAACAAAAUCUAAUUUAAAUGUGACUAUGAUGAAAAUAGAUGGUUUGCCACCCAUAACAUUAUCAUUUGAAAUUCCAGUAUCUACACCAGUUUCUGAAACAGUAACAUGUAAUAUAGAACAAAAUGAUUGCAAAACAAAUGUUACAGGACAUAUGACCCAUACCAAUACUUUAGGUACAAAAAAUAUAUCCACAAAGAAAAAGAUAACUAGUGGUAGACUGUAUGAAAAAUUCAGUUUCACUGCUAUUAAGAAAAAAAUGGAAACAAAUAAUUCCAUUGAUGUAAAAAGUAAGAGUAAUAAUGUCCCAAAUAUAAAAUCAACUAUUAAGACAGAAGAAAUACAAAAUAAUUUAAUAAAUAAUGUGAAGCAAGAGAAAGAUUGUAUUGAAAAUUUUCAUGACAAUCAAAGUACUAUAAAUUAUAAUAAAAAUUGUAAACAAAUAACUUCUGUUACAAAUGUAACUAAUGAUUAUACAUUAAAUGAAGUUAAUAAGUAUGAACCAAAUUUACCAAAUCAAGAGGAUGUAUCAAAUAGUCAAGAAACUAUAUCAGAUACUACACUAAAUUCUACUGCAAAUAUAGAAAAUGUCCUAACAGAUUUCUUAAUUAAUGAUUACAGUGUUUCUGAAGAUAUUAACGACGAAUGGAUAAAUUCUUUGUUAAGCUAACAUUAAAUAUAACACAUAAUUAUUAUACCUUAUUUAACUAAAAUAAUACUACAAUAUUCUAU